AUGGGUGUGCUAGACAGCAUUUGGGAGCUCUGUGAAUCCUGUCACAUGCACCACAGUAGUAAGCUCAAGAAACGCAAGCAACUUCAGACAGUGGAGAUAAAGGUGAAGAUGGAUUGCGAAGGGUGCGAGAGAAGGGUGAAGAAAUCGGUGGAAGGGAUGAAGGGGGUGACGCAGGUGGAAGUGGACCCAAAGCAGAGUAAGCUCAGUGUGACUGGCUACGUGGACGCACACAAAGUGUUAGAGCGUGUGAGACACCGCACGGGUAAAAAGGCCGAGUUCUGGCCCUAUGUCCCCUACGACGUCGUUCCACACCCUUACGCACCGGAAGCCUACGACAAGAAGGCGCCGCCUGGUUACGUGCGAAAGGUGCUGCAAGAUCCAGAAGCUUCGGCGCUUGCACGUGCGAGCUCCUUCGAGGUGAAGUACACCACGGCCUUCAGCGACGAGAACCCAAAUGCUUGUACUGUCAUGUGA
Molecule: messenger RNA, 474 nt
Organism: Abrus precatorius (Indian licorice)
Lineage: Eukaryota; Viridiplantae; Streptophyta; Magnoliopsida; Fabales; Fabaceae
Product: heavy metal-associated isoprenylated plant protein 27
Exons: 2
Coding region: 1-474 (157 amino acids)
Molecular function (GO): metal ion binding
Source: RefSeq, a predicted model, not a curated record